GCAGGCAGAGACUUCACGGAAGACACACGCAGAAACCCUGUCACCAGUAGCGGUUCCCACAUCAUCCAUGCCCCCUCAUGCCAUCCAGGCCACCCCGCCGGCUGAAGGAGAGGGUGCACUCUCUGAGAUGAAGUAUGAGGGAUGGCACAAGAUGUGGGAGUCUGGUAGCUACGGUCUGCCCACACCGGAUCAACAGUGGCUGAAGGAGGACGAGGAGCGGGGGCUCUUCCAAAAGCCCAUGUCUUACGUGGACAAAAACGGGAGAACGCGGUGGAGGAGAAUCCUCAAGGAUGACCGCAUGUGGUUUUUCCCACCCGAGACCCCUGGCGUGGUAGGGGGGAGAGUGCCCUCGGCUGACGGCUUUUUUAAGAGCCGGGUGUUUUUUUGGAGACCAGUGGGGGUGUGGCGGUACGGUCUUCGUUGCCCUAGGCCUGAGUGUCCUGCGAGGGACAAGACCAACGUGUUCCUCUACAGGUGUGGGUACUCGAAGACCGUCCGUCAGAUCUGUGACGUGGGGGGCUGGUACUCCAUGCUGACGGAGGUUCUGGCCUGCAACGCCUGCCGGAAAGCCGCCAAAGACUCGGAGGAGCACGCCAUCGGCCGGUUCCUGUCGUGGGAGGAGGGUGUCUUGCGACAACUGACUCCAGCGCACAGAGCCGUAUUUCCGGCCGUGUUAACAUUACGGCGUGGUGUGGACAAGGCGGUGAUCCGCCUCCUGAGGGACCGCACCGAGGGGAACACCAUGACCAAGGUGUGGAGGCAGGUGAUGGAGGGUCAUUGUGAGGAGUACCUGCAAAGGAAGGACCUUUACACCACACUCCUCACCCAGUACACGCAACCUGGAACGAUAACAAGCCUCCUGACUCCCCAGUUCCAGCGACCCCCACAGAGGAGAGAGCUACCCUCGCCUAAGCUGCUGCGGAAAGCGUUCCUCAUUGCUGAGGCGGAAAACAUUGAGGACUACCGCACGCAGAUCAUGUCCACGUUCGGCAAGGUCCUCAAGUACGACUCCACAAAGAAGAUCUGCAAGAAGUUGUCGGGUGACGGCAAGGGCACUGCGGAGUGGUGCACCAACGUGGCCAACGAGCGGGGGCAGAUCCUCAUCUCCGUCCUGACCUGCGAGGAGUCGUUGGACAAGAUGAGGCCGAUGGCUGAGGGGCUCAUGGCAAGGUAUGAGAGGGCAGGAGAGGCACCGCCUGAACUGUUGUACGUGGACCGUGGCUGCUGUCGUGUCCUGGGUGUUUCCUCGGUGGAGCAGCUGUUCAGUGGAUGGGCAGAGGCAGGGAUGCUCGUUCGUCUGGACGUGUUCCACUGGAUUCACCGCUUUGACGCCGCCCUCAGGACCGACCACCACCCCAAGUACGCCCUCUUUAAGUCGGCGUUGUCUGCUGCGGUCUUUGCAUACAACAAGGACGACAUGGCACUUCUCCUGCACGCGAUUCGUGCCGGGCACACAACCAGGUAUGCCUCCCUGACCGACGGUGAGCUCAUGGAGACGCAUGUCACCAAGCGCGACCUGAGCCACUACGUCAGGAGGAUCACUGUUGGGGCCCAGGAGACGUUUGCGCGCGUCCAGAGUGCCAUCGACAUCCUGAAGGGCGGCGCUGGGAUGGACGAAAACCAGGUCCAUCUCUUCAAAGACGCCGCAGCAGUGGAUCACGUGUGGGCCAACCAGCAGAAGCACCUGGAGUGCAUCCAGGAUCCACCGGGGCGGAACAUGUACACCGUGAAGAGGUACGUCAUCCGCAACGGUGUGAGGCUUCCGCACUACACCACCGUGAGGGGGAGCAACAGCCUGGAGGGCUUCCACUCCUUCUUGCCCCGCAUGAUCCCGGGCCCUCACUGUGCUGCCGUACCCUUUCAGGUGUACCUCCUGGCCGGCAUCGCUCGCUGGAACUCUGACAGGGAGUCGGCGAGUGUGAGAGGGCAAAAGGGAAGGAGGCACAUGGUCUACCGGUCUCCUCUUGUCCACCGCCUGAACCAGCGGUGUCAGGAGCUGUUUGGGGAGGUGGAGGAGGUGAACUACAGGCCUCCUGUUCCAGCUGGUGAUGAGCGGAUAGGACUGGAGUACCUGUUUGCUCAGUCUGCUGCCGAGCCAUUCAGCGCCCCUGACCACUACGUUCAGGCCCGUGAGGCGCUCCAGCAGGCAGAGGACGAAGGAGAUGAUGAGGUGGAGGAAUCCCCAGUGGAUGCGGAGGAGGUGGAGGAGGUGGUGGUGGAGGAGGAGGAGGACGGCGAUGCAGGCUACACCUCUGACGGUGAGGGUGACACACUAACACCGCUCAGAAAGAACAUCUCCCUCACCGACCAGGCCGUGGCUGCCGAGCUCGACCCCUGUGUGGAGGACGUGUGCGGGCCCAGCCAUCUGCCGGGGUACGAGCAUGUCGAGGAGCUGAGCCGUGUCCUGGUUGGCAUUGCCUUGGAGGAGGGGAAGCUUGCCAUCACCAACUCCACCAGGCAGAGAGUCAUCGCUGCAUGGAACAAGCUGGACCUCCACGACAGAAGCAUCCAGCAGUUUGACUCCCUGUACUCUGCUCGCUGGGGAAAUGCCCUCUUCAGCCGCACAAGUGGCGAUCCAGCAGAGUCGGCGUUAGUACAGAAGCUGAAAUUCAGCAAGAGGUACUCCGCCGCACAUCUGCUGGAUUCCAGGAAGAACAGGCUGAUGUACUGCAUCAUCAAGCAGCUCUGGCUCCAUCCCAGCUGUGGCGGCAAGGCUCGAGGGUCACCACAGAAACAGCAGAUCACCUCCAUGUACCAGCGGGUGCAGCAGAGGGUGACUGUGGAUGACGCCGAGCUCAGCAGGCUGGGGAUUCCAAUCCUAAAAGUUAACAGCAAGUGUGUGUCCGAGUUCAUCCGCAGACAAGAGGCCUUGUCUGCGAAGAACGUCACGGACCAGGGGUUGGAUGUCCUCCGUCGCCACCAGAGCGUAGCGGGUGAUGAUGACACCGCCACUCAAACCCCUGCACCAGAGUUGCCAGUGGAGAGGCCCCACACCAGCCGACCUCAGGUGGAGUAUGAGGUCACGCCAUCUUUGGCUGGAACGCGACUGCUCAAAGCCAGAGUCCCCCGCCCCGUCCCCUGCCCCAUCCUUCCUAAACCAGCAGCAGUAACGCCAUUAAGCCAAACCAGUCUCCAAGCCACCCAGUCCAGUCAGGGAGUGAUGCCCGCAUCAGUGAUACUUACCUUGUCCACGGUGCAGGAUCCCACGCCAUCCGCUGCCUCGUCCUCGUGGUCCCAGGCUCCCACGGCAACUGCUGCUGCCUCAUCCUCGUCACAGGCGUUAUCUAGAUCAACGAUCUAUAAAAGAAGACAAGAUGAGCGCGCAGGGUCUGGACCGCCACGCCAGAUGAAAGCUUACGCCUGUGCCCUCUGCGGCCAGCUCACACAAGGCCACAGAAAGUACAGGAAGAAGACCUUCUGUGAAGCUUCAAAGUCCUCCCCAUCAAAGGACUUUUCUGGUCAGACAUUUCAGACAUUUGGGGACUUUCAGAAGGCAGUUGACAGUCUUUUGGGUCAGUCACAGGCCUCUGAGUGA
Molecule: messenger RNA, 3535 nt
Organism: Sardina pilchardus (European sardine)
Lineage: Eukaryota; Metazoa; Chordata; Actinopteri; Clupeiformes; Clupeidae
Exons: 6
Coding region: 68-3535 (1155 amino acids)
Source: RefSeq, a predicted model, not a curated record